Molecule: messenger RNA, 3862 nt
Organism: Symbiodinium necroappetens
Lineage: Eukaryota; Dinophyceae; Suessiales; Symbiodiniaceae
Source: the annotation of a GenBank genome assembly
GCCAACUUUGCAGGAUGCCUGGCAAUCCGUGGAGGGGUUGGUGAAGCGCCGUGUUCUGCUUGUACAUUUCCAGCAACACGCUUACACAGUACUUUGGUGCAUCGGCGCAGUGUUUCACAUGGCUUUGCGGCAGAAAUGCACCGGACACAAUCUGCGCAACACCGUGGCUGGUGUGACUGCGGAUGCAGCGAUUCGGCGAUUGCAAGAAGCUUUCGAAGUGUUUCAGAGGACGCCACAGGGUCAAGGUCAGCAGCUCGAAGACCAAGCGCGAGUUGUUGUAAAACCUGACAUAAUGGAACAUCCAUCUGGCGAUGUGCGGCUGUGGGCGGCGAAAUGUUUGGCUGAAGUGCUGAUGAUCUUCGUGCCGAAGCCACCUAUCGAGCGAGACAGGAUCUCGAGCGUGCUCCAGUCGUUCACCGAUCAGAUGGUAUGGUUGUCAGACCCAGCUGCAACAAAUUACAAGCAUGCUUUCGAUUUGUUUCGCAGGCUCGUCGACAUACGUGGUUUCAUGCUCGUGUUCGAGACUGCAGCUCCGGAGGUCUUGCUGGCUGACCUCGUCAAGUCCAGCAUCGUCACGGUUCGCAAAGCCGUGGUUGCCCUCGAGGAGGAGGAGUUUGAUAAGCUGGAGAACUUGCUCGCUCAGUUGCUGAGCAGUGUGCUAGCGGAGGCAGACGAGCUGUCCGACUCGGUUCUCAACGUGCUUGUGGAUGAAGUGAAACAGAAGACCAAAUCACUGGGACUUGUUCAACGCGUGCUGGCGACUUUGGCCCGGCACAGUGCUGUGGUUCCUGUCAAUGACUUCUUGAACCGGGUGUUGGCGGAGGCCUUCAGCUUACCUCCCCAGGGCCGAGAAGAGCUGCUACUUCUGCCCAGCACGACGGAACGAGUAGAAGCCAUACUUCUCGUUGUGCACGAGCUCUACAUGAUUGAUCCCGCAUUGGUGGCACGUGUGCUUCCCAAUUUGCAGGCCGAACUGGUGAGUUCGGAUGCGGGUCGCCGGAGAGCAGUCACUGCUCUUGUUGGGCACAUGCUGGCACAUCGUUCUUCCAGGGAGACGAAAACUGGGCUUGCCGGCGUACGACCUCUUCUGGCAGCUUCCCAUCCCCUCAUUGUGGAUCGACAUAGAGAGAGACUGGAAGAUGCGGAUGAUGGUGUUCGGUCCGCUGCUUUGGAUGGUGCCGGUGCUGUCCUGCGAUCAGCUGCAUCCGUCGCUUCAACGCAGCCUGUCCCCCCCGAUUGCCAGGAACUGCUUUCGGUAGCUUCUGCACUGGUGACGAAAUUGAAGGCAAGAAGCUUGGAUCCAAAUGACUCAAUUCGCAUGGGCACGAUCAACGUGGUUCUGGAUGUCGCGGCAGAGUCCACUGCGGGGUUCACUCUCUUGGAGCCCAUUCUUCAAGAUGUUUGCCAUCGCAUCUUGGACAAGAAAGCCAAAGUCCGUGAGGCUUGUGCCGAACUGAUGGCGCGGCUCUAUGCCAAGCACGCUCUACCGAAAUGGAUCAUUGGCCAGGCUGCAGAACGAUUGAAUUGGAUACCGCAGCAGCUGUGUGAAGCAUAUUUGGUUCUCAACAACACUGGGAUGGGCCAAGUCUCGCAGUUGGAGGAGCACAUCGAGCAGCACAUCCUUGGUUGUGGUGCAGGCAUGGGUGCAGCCCAGCGUAGUUUGGCACUUCUUGGUUUCUACUCCUCUGCGGCCGCUGGAGCGCCUAGCUCUUCGCAAGGCUUAGCCCUGCUGCUUUCCAAGAAACGGGAUGCCAAUGAGGCCUUCCAAAGGUUUCUGAAGAAGAGGAUUGCGAAAGGAGGGCCUUUAAUGCCACUGCCAAGUGAUGGGAUUCUUGUCCCAGUCUCAGUGGGCGAAGCCCCGCGGGAGGAGGUCGUAGAGGGCCUAGCAAAGCACAGCCCGACUUUCGAAGGCAGCACCAAGAUUGAGACUAUCAUCGCCCAGCUUUCUGUUUUGGAUGGGGUUCGUGACAAGGCUCUUUGGUCCUUGCUGCAGUUGCUCAUCAGCAUACCGAGCAAAGACCAUCCUGAUAUCUCAAAGCUCUUGGACGCACUAAAGGACUUGGACAGACUUCUGCGGGUGCACAAUCUCGUGAGCUUGACACCAUUGAUUCGCCGUGCCCUUCUUUGCACUUGGGUGUCACCGGAUCAAGUGUCUGUGAUGUUGGACCUUUGGACUGGCAGAUGGCCAGAAGCUUUCCAGCGAGAUGAGGAGCCAGUGCCGCGACACAUAUCUUCCGCAGCGAGAGCUUGCGCUGCUCAUCUUCCCAAGUUUUUUCCUGAUGCUUUCUUCCAGCAUACCAACUGCCUGCUGAAGAUCGCUACAACCUCGGCAGAAGAUGCACACGCAGGUUUGAAGGCUCUAGCAGCAGUUGCAAAGCGGACGGAAUCGGUGGGUGAUGCGGCUAGGUCUGCAAAGACACUGGAACUGGGCGAUGUGCUCCUCCAAGUCUGUGAGGUUGCUUGCGGCGAGACUCUUCCAUGCGGGAUGCCUUUCCGCAAGGCCGUGAAAGCUUUGAUGCUCUCGCCGGAUCCAGAAGGGAGGGCGCUCGCUGCGGACAAAUGGCUGAUGUGGGCACGAGACAAGCUGGAAAGCGGCGAGGACAAGGUCGCGGCCUUGAGUCUUGCAUCGGCCGUGUUUGAGCAAGACUUCCCCGGUGGGCUGUUCCACGGCUUGCAAAACCGCGAUGGCUUCUUGACGGUGGCCCAGGGCAUUCUCGCAAGCAAAGGAAAAGUUGCAACGGAUCUCCGUUUUGCUUCUGCGGAGUGUGUAGUAGCUGCCGGUUCCGAGGAGGACGUUCUUGGCAUUCUUUCGCUCCUGAAAACUAAAGGGAAGGCGGAGGAGGAAACUACCCCUUGGUAUGAUCCACAGCCAGCGCAGAUAGUUUGUUGCUUGUUACGCGUUCUUCGAUCUGGUCGCUUGCAAAUCUCAACAAAGCUUCUCUUGGAGCUGGCAUCGCGAAUGUGUGUCUGCUUAGAAUCCGACAGACCCACCUGCGAAAGCGAGAAGCUUCUUGACUCGCUUCAACGACUGCAGCAUCCGUCAAGCACCAAAGUUCGCCUUGCUGAUCGGCUUCGACUUUGUCUUACCAUACCCUUGGUCUUUGCUUUCUCACCGGUGAAGAAACACAGAGAGGUUGUGAACCGGAUGCUGCAAGCUUCAUUCAUGAAGGCCUCGCGGCGGGCGGAGGAACAUCUUCUUGAGUUUGCCAUUGCUUGCUUCAUUCACUUUCUAUCAACGGUGGAGAUUUUUCGGAAGGAAAUGUCCGCGCCAGCAUCAUCUUUUCCAAAUAGCAGCAAGAUGUGCAGCUUCUUGUGCGAAGCUCUGCUGCGAAGCGAUUCGCAGCAUUGCAUGGAGUUGGCAUGGACCGUCAUUCAGGUUUGUGACAGAACCUUGGAUUUCGUGGAUCGGGAGGAGCCGGCAUCAGAUGCCGUGCAUAAGGCAGCAAGUGUACUUCGCUACGUGAUUGAGAAGCGCUGUCCAAGCUUAGCGGGACAGGUCGCAGAGACACAGGUAACAAAGGGUGGAAUGCCCUCCGAACUCUUCGCCGCCAGACAACUCACAGCUCAGAGGGCUUUGCCAGGCACCGGUGAACAGCCUGGUGUCAAGACUGGCGAGGAUGCAGGAGACGGAUCUCUGCCCGAUGCUAUGGCGAAAGAGCCGCCAAAGGACCCGUCUAGCCCUGGCACCAUGCAGACUCCGCGGAAACGCCCAAGUUUGUUACAAGCACGGCGACGUGCUUCGCCUGAGGCUUCAGAUUCUGGUCGCUCCUCAGUGGUGGCCGUAGCUCGUCCCAUGGCUGGAAAGGCCCUCGCCGUGCCCUCUGCCUGGAGCACUGCUUCCAAGAAGAGGCGCCAAAGCUAG